AUGAAGAAUUUGAGAGGCCUGAGGAAGAACUUGUCAGACCGAAGAGCCGGGUCUCCGGACAGAUCACAGGAUUCCAGGAAGGACUCGGAGUCAUGGGACUGCCAGUGUGUCUUUUUACAUACUGACUCCUCUCAGAGGGUGCUUCGUCGGACAGCCAGUGAUGGGGCCAGGUAUUCUGAGAGUCCAGUUCAACCUUUGAAUGUUCCGAGCACCAUGACUGUUGCUCUGACUCCAGAGGAGACCGACAAGUUUAUUCCCAGUGAGCAGAUGGUAUCACAGGACACCAAGAAGGAAAAGGCCCAUAGGCGACCACAGUCUGGGUGGCUGAAAACCUUACUCAAUUUCUUCAUGAGGACAAACCCUGAGGAGUCCAAAGAAAAGGCCAGCAAAAGGCCAGUGGAGGAGAGUCUCUCCCCUUCUGUGGAGUCUCCUGUGACCCCUGGAGAGCCAGCCAUUAGGAAGAAAUCCCAUGACAAAAGGGCCAGCUGCAGGAAAACCUCUGGUCACAAGAAACCUGUUGCUGAAGAAACCAAGAGGACUCAAGAUCAGGAAGCUGCAGGCCAGGAGGCCAAGCUGGCCACCUCACACCCCGAGGAGAUUGACCUUAGCUCAGCUCAAAAGGAUGAGGCGAUCUUCCAGAUGAUAGUGGAAUUUCUCAAGAAAGUGGGAGAUGAGUGGGAAGAAAAGAGACUUAAAACCCAGAAGCUUGAUAUGGUUGUUCAAAACCCAGCCUCAGUUGUCAGGAAGAAAUCCUCAGAAAAAAGAUCCAGCUUCAGGAAAGUGUUCUCUCAUAAGAAACACAGCUCCGAGGAGUCCAGAAGAGCAGGGGCUGCAGCUGUUUCCAGUUUGGAGGCCCGGCCAUCCAAGAAGCCCAGUUUUCUGCCUCUGUGUGGUGGUGGCCAUCGGCCCUCUAUCUCCAGCAACACUGACUUGGAAGAACCUCAAGUCCCAGAAGCUUUGUCUACAGCUGUUAAGGAUUCUAGCCCCACCAAACUCACACCGGGAACAGGAAACCAGGGGCCUGAAGACGAGUUGCAUCUGGACCAAGCCUCUGAAUUCGGAGAAUUCAUACAGAAGAUCUUUGCUCUACUGGAAGAUGCGAAGGAGUCAGGGGCAGAGAAGAGACUUCAAACCCAGCAGUCAGAGGUGGCUGUAGAAAACCCAACGUCAGCUACCAGAAGGAAACCCCCAGAAAAAAGAUCCACCCUCAGGAGAGCGUUUUCUCAUAAGAAACACAGCUCCAAGGAACCCAAGAGAGCAGGGCCGGCAGAUGCUUCCAGCCUGGAGGUCCGACCGCCCAAGAGGCCCAGUUUUCUGCCUCUGUGUGUUGGUGGUCAUCGUCCCUCCACCUCUGACAGCCUUGACUUGGAAGAUGUCAAUAUCCGGAAGCCCUCAUCAGUGGAAUGGGGACUAGGUGGCUCCCUAGAAUCACCCACCCAGACCAAAAACCACAACCCAGAAGGGGACCCUCAACUGGAAGGAGCAUGUGAAUCAAAAGAGCUUAUUAUCCAGAAGCUGGUGGUUCUUCUUCGAGAAGUGGAUGGCCAGUUGGGGAAGCAGAUCAGACGACACCCCAGCUUUAAGAGGGUUUUUUACAAGCUCUCCAACUCCUCCCUCAGAAAACUGGCAGCUACCCUGCAGAGUCAGGGGGGGCAUUCCCCGGUGCCCGGCAGAAAUCUUGAAGAGAGACGCUACCAGUUUGCUGCUGACUUGGUUAGCAUGUUUGCUGGCAAUAAUAGCCACACUGUCCGCAGCCUCAUGGGCCCGAGAGGCCCCUACAGCCGGCAUACAUACGCCCAGUUUCCAACUUUCAGGACCCAGCUCAAAUGCCACCUCUUCACUGAGGCUCUGUGA
Messenger RNA from Chrysochloris asiatica (Cape golden mole), 1854 nucleotides. It is a transcript of the gene BNIP5, whose product is annotated as chromosome unknown open reading frame, human C6orf222. NCBI's taxonomy places the organism in Eukaryota, Metazoa, Chordata, Mammalia, Afrosoricida, Chrysochloridae. The transcript is spliced from 10 exons. The record is from RefSeq and is a predicted model, not a curated record. The coding region runs from base 1 to 1854 and encodes 617 amino acids.